AAUUGCUAGAGACAGGGAGAGCUGGGGGUUGGGCUGAAGUAUCCAUGUAUAAAUAGUGUGAUCCCAAAUUGAAAGGCAUAAAUAACAGCAGGAGUGAUCUAACCCUAUGCAGUUUAUCCUCGACGUAAAAAAAGGCGAGCGAGAGAUUAAAAAAAAAAGGAGGAAGGAGAAGGUGAAACAAUAAGAAAAGCUUCCAGGGGACAUCUGAUUCUCCAAGUGGAUCUCUCAGUGGAUAGAUACUGUAAGAACACAGGGCAGCCAUGGAAGAACUUACAGCUUUUGUAUCCAAAUCCUUUGACCAAAAAAACAAGGAGAGUAACAGUAGUGGCAGCAACAAAAAGGAGACGAUUACAUACAGGGAAGUUUUGGAGACUGGCUUGGCUCGGGCCAGGGAGCUGGGGAACUCUGAUACGAACCUUCAAGACAUUACAGAGAACAGCAGCCACUGCGCCUUGCAUCUUUUCAAAGAACACGGAGACAAUGACAAGGACAAACUCAAAGAUUACAGCACGGGAAGGGUCUCUGAAGGGAUCUAUGAAUGUAAAGAAAAGAGAGAAGAUGUGAAGUCAGAAGACGAAGAUGGACAAACGAAGCUCAAACAGAGGAGAAGCAGAACUAAUUUUACAUUAGAACAGUUAAAUGAGCUUGAAAGACUCUUUGAUGAGACCCACUAUCCUGAUGCCUUCAUGAGAGAGGAGUUGAGUCAGAGGUUGGGGCUCUCUGAAGCCAGGGUACAGGUUUGGUUUCAGAACCGAAGGGCAAAAUGUAGAAAACAAGAAAACCAAAUGCAUAAAGGUGGGUAUGGUGUAAUUCUGGGAACUGCAAGCCACUUAGAAACCUGUCGAGUUGCCCCAUAUGUGAACAUGGGAGCACUGAGAAUGCCUUUCCAACAGGUACAAGCUCAGUUACAGCUAGAGGGUGUAGCCCAUGCGCACCCACAUCUCCAUCCACAUCUGGCUGCUCACGCUCCGUACCUGAUGUUUCCACCACCACCUUUUGGACUUCCAAUUGCUUCCUUGGCAGAAACGGCCUCCGCCGCAGCUGUAGUAGCGGCUGCCGCUAAAAGUAACAGCAAAAACUCCAGCAUUGCUGACUUACGACUUAAAGCCAGAAAACAUGCUGAGGCUUUGGGACUUUGACAGUUUUGCCAUUUGUGACACAAUGAACUGAAUUCCUAAUUCCCUUUUCCACCUCUACGAGACUCAACAGGCACCAAGUUGUGUUGGUAAAAUGCUUUGUGAGCAUAAUAAAACACCGCAAAGUUAUCCAUGGACAGAUACCCCUUCCUUGAGAAGACUAUCAAAGAAUAUGGAAUAUUCUUUAAUCAGUGGUAUCAUUUGGGUUAGUUCCUUAACUCACAGAAGAAAAUGAUUCAGAAACCUUAUUCUGUUUGGGCAAACAUCUUGAACUUUGGAGAAGGUCGCCAAGUUAAGAAGUGAAAUUUUUAUUGACCCUGAAAACAAAAACAUCACCACUGCAUCUACAUCUGCUUUCAGUUUUGCUGACCCAUGCAUGUGUCUAAGCAAGUACAUUUGGAACAUUCAAAAUGCUAUAUAACCAUGCACAGUAGAUAACAGAUCAUUGGGGCUGGUCUCCGUUAAAGUGGCAUUUCUAUAUUGCUAAUGAGAAUCUUCCGUCGCUGUUACUGGAAAAAAAAGUCUUCUAGUUAAAAAAUGGAGUUACAGGAAUGAUGCAAGAAACACUUUGCAAAAAAAAGCAGACAGCAAUAAUUAACUUUAGCUUCAGUGGUCAUAGUUUCACUACAGAAAAAAUCCGCUAUAAAAAACCAUUUCUUGGUGAGUUCUACUUAGGAAGAAACUCGUAAAUGAGUUUUCUUUGAGACACUAAACAAUUCAGUAUUAAUACCAUAUACCUUUGUGCCAUUGUUUGUAAGAACUCACCAGUGUCCAAAAGACAGAAAUAUAUUUGGAAGCCCUUACAAUAUUAACUUAUCGGGAAAAGGAAGAAGCCGGACCUGGUGUCAAGAAAAUCAUAUUGAUGCAGCAUCAAUAUUAGUGAAAUGCAAUUUAGCGCAGUAAAGUGCAAUACUGUAAAUACUAUAGUUUUAAUGGUUAAAAUGAAACAUUCGAAUGUUAAUAACGCCACGUGCCCUCACCAAGGCCUACCCUUUUGUGUGGUGCGGUUCAUUGCCAAAAUCAGUGUAUCCCAUAGAAAUUUUUAAUAAAAUGAUGCCUCUGAGAUAUAAAGACAGAUGCCACGAUUUUAGAGUGUAGUCACAUGUGCCAUAUUAUUGAGAAUUAAGCUAAAAAUCUGGCAUGCUGGUCUUUUCUAUUUGCCAAGACAUUAUAUAUAUAUAAAAAAAAAAACAGAUAAAUAAUUUUGAGGCAGACAUAUAUAGAAUCAGACCUUUGUUAGACAUUGCUGGUUGCGGUAAGCAUAGAAAAGUAAAGAAAUAACCAUGUUAAGACAAAUACCAAAGUGUGUGUUUUUUUUUUUUUUACUUUUUGCCUUUUUUCUGCUUAAUUAACUUUUGAAUAUCAAAUGUUGAUUUGCUUAUUGAAAAAGAAAGCCAACGUUGGUCCUGUUUACCUCUAAAGACACAAAUAUAUUAUUUCAUCGCCAUUACUCCGGGAUUUGUGUUCAGCGCAUUCAAACAGGCAAAUCUUUUUUUUUUUUUUUCUUUGUAAAGAUGUAUGUGGAUGUUUAUUUAUUAUUCUGUUUGAAAUUUUAUAAAUGUGUAAUAUUUUAAUUAUGAUGAGUGUAAAUUUUACAGUGCUUUGCGUUUUCUUUUUUAUAUUUUGAAAAAUGAUUGCUUUUGCAAUGUUGCGGUCCAUCGGUCUAAUUUCUUUCGUCUUCGCCUACAUUCAUACACAUGUAGCCCAUAUAGCUGUACCUUUAAGUGGAGGCUAAUGUAUCAAUCACGUACCUUCAGGUUGGUGCAGUGGAGUCCAGAAUGGAUUGCUGGAGUCUCAGAGCAUAAUUCUGCUUUUAGCAUAACGUUAAAUGGUACAAUCAUUUUGGCUACGGAUGUAUACACAGUGUGUCUGAGUUAACAGACAUUUCAGGGAUCUCAGAUAUGAAGAAUAUUAGCCUGUCAAAAAGCCGCCGGUUUUAACAUGUGUACCCCGUUGCCAUAUCGCAGCUCUUUUUAAUUGCCAAAUUGCCAUGCCAGCAUGUUUUCACCAAUUCACGAAACAUGUAACAUUCAGUUUAAGAGUGAAUUUUGUUAAUUCACACAGUAUGAAUAUACAUCUCGUACAAUGACAAGUGGAAUAUUAAUAAACUUAUAAAUAUUUGCA
Messenger RNA from Spea bombifrons (plains spadefoot toad), 3260 nucleotides. RefSeq names its product short stature homeobox (gene SHOX). The coding region runs from base 261 to 1139 and encodes 292 amino acids. The record is from RefSeq and is a predicted model, not a curated record. Lineage: Eukaryota; Metazoa; Chordata; Amphibia; Anura; Pelobatidae. Gene Ontology annotation, biological process: regulation of transcription by RNA polymerase II. Gene Ontology annotation, molecular function: DNA-binding transcription factor activity, RNA polymerase II-specific; sequence-specific double-stranded DNA binding. Gene Ontology annotation, cellular component: nucleus. The transcript is spliced from 5 exons.